This is a messenger RNA of Rhododendron vialii, 1832 nucleotides long. RefSeq names its product auxin transporter-like protein 3. NCBI's taxonomy places the organism in Eukaryota, Viridiplantae, Streptophyta, Magnoliopsida, Ericales, Ericaceae. The transcript has 8 exons. Gene Ontology annotation, cellular component: plasma membrane. The record is from RefSeq and is a predicted model, not a curated record. Bases 142 to 1539 code for a protein of 465 amino acids.
AAGUAGGAAAGAAGGAAGCAUCAAAAGCUAGCAAAAAGAGAAGCAACACUUGCUGUUUUUUUCUAUUUAUAAACUCUAGCUCUCAUCACCUCCACUGCCUCUGCUCAUUGUCACAACUCACAAAAAGCUCUUAUAGCAACAAUGGCUUCAGAGAAGGUCGAGACUGUCGUCGCCGGAAACUACGUGGAGAUGGAGAGGGAAGAAGAAGGGGAACCGAACUGUGUGAAAACAAAGUUUUCGAAGCUGUUUUGGCAUGGUGGCUCAGUCUAUGAUGCUUGGUUUAGUUGUGCUUCUAACCAGGUUGCACAAGUUCUUCUCACACUGCCUUACUCAUUCUCACAACUGGGGAUGGCAUCUGGGAUUGUUUUCCAACUAUUUUAUGGGUUGAUGGGAAGCUGGACUGCUUACCUCAUUAGUGUACUCUAUGUUGAGUACAGAACCAGAAAGGAGAGAGAAAAGGUUGAUUUCAGGAACCAUGUAAUUCAGUGGUUUGAAGUCCUAGAUGGGCUCUUGGGGAAGCACUGGAGGAACAUUGGGCUGUUUUUCAAUUGCACUUUUCUUCUAUUUGGAUCUGUAAUUCAGCUAAUUGCUUGUGCGAGUAAUAUCUACUACAUCAAUGACAAUCUUGACAAGAGAACUUGGACUUACAUAUUUGGUGCCUGCUGUGCUACCACUGUGUUCAUUCCUUCUUUCCAUAACUACAGAAUUUGGGCAUUUCUUGGCCUUAUAAUGACCACUUACACUGCAUGGUAUCUAACCAUUGCUUCCCUUAUUCAUGGACAGGUUGAGGGAGUGAAGCACUCUGGCCCAACUACAAUGGUUCUGUACUUCACUGGGGCUACAAACAUUCUUUACACCUUUGGUGGGCAUGCCGUGACAGUGGAGAUAAUGCAUGCGAUGUGGAAGCCCCAGAAGUUCAAGCUGAUAUACUUGAUUGCAACACUCUAUGUGCUCACACUGACCCUGCCAUCAGCCAGUGCUGUUUACUGGGCUUUCGGGGACCUGCUUCUAAACCAUUCCAAUGCCUUGUCUUUGCUCCCGAGGACCGGAUUCAGAGACACGGCUGUCGUCCUAAUGCUCAUGCACCAGUUCAUAACAUUUGGAUUUGCAUGCACUCCUCUGUACUUCGUGUGGGAGAAGUUCAUUGGAAUUCAUGAGACCAAGAGCCUGUGCAAGCGGGCCCUGGCUAGGCUUCCGGUGGUGGUCCCCAUUUGGUUCCUCGCGAUCAUAUUCCCUUUCUUUGGUCCGAUCAACUCCACCGUCGGAUCACUUCUCGUCAGCUUCACCGUUUACAUAAUCCCUGCGCUAGCGCACAUGAUAACAUUUUCUCCCGCUUCAGCUAGAGAGAAUGCAGUGGAGAGACCACCAUCAUUCUUGGGAGGGUGGCCGGGAAUGUACUGUGUGAACAUAUUUGUGGUGGGCUGGGUCUUGAUUGUGGGGUUUGGGUUUGGAGGGUGGGCCAGCAUGCUCAACUUCGUACGUCAAAUUGACACUUUUGGCCUCUUCACCAAAUGCUAUCAAUGCCCCCACAAGCCUUGACCAGUCAAGUUCUAAUAUUACUAUUAUUUCAUACAUAUCGAAUCAGUGUGUAAAUUAAUUAAGAGAUUGGCUUCUUUUCUUUUUUUUUCACUUUCCCAUUUUUAGUCGUGCGUUAUUUUCUUUUUCUUUUUUUCUUUUUCUUCUAAGAAGUGGAACACCCUUAAAUUGUUUUUCUGGGUUUUUAUUUUUAUUUUUAUUUUAUGAUUUUGUAUGUUGUUUGUAGCUAAUAUAUCUAACUUUCAAUCAGGAGCAAAUUAGAGAGUAUGUGAUGCAAAUUCAGUUUAAAUUUUCAA